Molecule: messenger RNA, 1779 nt
Organism: Condylura cristata (star-nosed mole)
Lineage: Eukaryota; Metazoa; Chordata; Mammalia; Eulipotyphla; Talpidae
Product: tripartite motif-containing protein 47-like
Exons: 7
Coding region: 1-1779 (592 amino acids)
Molecular function (GO): protein binding
Source: RefSeq, a predicted model, not a curated record
AUGCACAGGAUCUCGCGAGACAAGUCCCAGGGCCAAGUCCCAGCCCUGCCCGCCAGCCUCCCCCCGGACCAGCCCCCGAUGAGUAACAGCAGCAAUGUCGGUGCCUGUGAGGGCCAAGUCCUCUGUCCCGUUUGCCUGGAGGUGUUCCGCGACCCCGUCACCACGGCCUGCGGGCACAACUUCUGCAUGGCCUGCCUGCAGGGUUUCUGGGACCACCAGGCCACCCUGGGCGAGGCCCUCUACUGCCCCCAGUGCCGGGAGAGCUUCCCCUCCAGGCCGAACCUCUGCAAGAAUGUCAUCCUGGAGGAGAUGGUGACCUACCUCACGCAGGCCAAGGGCCAGAGCUCGGGGUCCUCGCAGGGCCCGGCGGGGCCCAGGGAUGUGCCGUGUGACUUCCGCGCCCCGAAGAAGGUCAAGUCAGUCCAGUCGUGCCCGCAGUGCACGGCGUCCCUGUGCGAGAAGCAGCUGCGCAGCCACUACGAGGACUGGGCCUCCCGGGACCACCGGCGGCUGGAGCCCGCGUGGGACCCCCAGAGCCACCUGUGCCACAAGCACCGCCGGCUGCAGUGGCGCAUGGGGGGCUGCUGCGUGUGUGGGGCCUGCCUGCGGGAGAAGCACAAGACCUGCCACGCCAUCCCGCUGGAGGAGGGGCGCGCCCGCGGGGAGGUCGAGGUUAAGAAGAUCCAAGCCAACAUGGAGAACCAGAUGCUGGUGAUCACCUCCGACAGCCAGAAGCACCGGGGGCAGGUGGCCUUCCUCUUGAAACUGAUCCAGACGGCUCGCGACGAGGUGAACGCCUGCUUCUCGGAGAUCAGCCAAGAGGUCAAACAGCUGCAGGCGAAGGUCUUGGAUUUUGUGGAGAAAGAGGAGGCGGCCGCCCUGGAGAAGCUGGGCAGCUCUAUCCAGCAAAGCCACGACCGGCUGCUGAAGCUGGAGAGGGACAGCAUCUGGCUUCGCACGCUGCUCACCAGCCCGAGUGACCAGCAGUUCCUGCAGGAGUUCCCCAGGCUGAAGCACUUCCCGGCCUGCACGGAAUCCCUGAUGGGCACCAACUGUGACAAGAAGCAGAGCUUCCUCCAGCCGCCAGAGACCCUGGCAGAGCUCAGGACCCGGCUGCGGGACGUUGGUCUAAGCUUCAUCAAUCAGCUCCUCCUGAAGGGCAUUAAGAUGAACUCCUAUGAGGUGCUGCCCCCAGUUAUGGACAGGAAAACACUUCUCCAGUAUUACCGCAACCUGAACUUCGACCCCGCCACGGCCAGCGAGGAUCUGUUCGUCUUCAAGGAGACGCACUCGGCGCUGAACCUGGGCAUCCUCCUGGAGCCCCUGGCCUCGGGCGGCCCCUUCCCCGGCUUCAAGCAGUGGCCGCAGGUGCUGUGCUCGCUCGGCCUGUCCGAGGGCCGCCACUACUGGGAGGCCGAGGUGUCCAACUCGUGGGUGUGCCUGGGCGUCACGUACCGCCGCAGCCCGCCGCUCAGCGGCCGCCGGCGCCGCAGCAUCUCCUACCUGCUGGGCCGCAACCCCUACUCGUGGUGCCUGGAGUGGGACUCGCUCAAGUUCUCCGUGUGGCACAACAACACGCAGACGGUGCUGCUCGGCGGAUACCACCGCACGCUCGGCGUGGCGCUCGACUGCGCCGCGGGCUGCCUGUCCUUCUACGGCGUGGCGGGCGGCGUGAGCCUCAUCUACCGCUUCCUCGACGCCUUCCUGGAGCCGCUCUACCCCGCCGUCAUGGUCAGCAGCGGCGCCUCGGUCAUGCUCAAGCAGCGCCCCGAGGCAUAG